GUGGGACAUAUCGCCGCCUUGUGGUCGAUUUGCAGUAGUUUGAUCGACUGUGCGGUGUUGGAUUGAGCAUGCCUGGUUUCAUGCGCUGUACAGAUUCAUAACACCGUUCAGAGAUGGCAGCGCUGUUACCACCCCUACGAGUCUGCCGAGGAAUACUGAAAGAAUUACGUGCCAUGCAAGGACCCACGUACAAACUGUCACCGGCCUACAACUAUGUUAUGGACCAGUUUCGUAAGAAUAAGGCGAGUUUACCACCAACUGCGUCUCAGCUAACGGUUACAGGACAAAUGUACUGCCGUGCCCAGCAGGAGGCCCACCAUGACUCCCACACAUACCUGUGUUUGCUGGCAUCUAACAGGACCCACCUGGCCCUGCACAAACUUUACCACGGCAAGGGAGAUCGCAGCCGAGAAGAAGUGGCUGGCCUAGUGGGGCUCAGGUUGCCCACUCAGCCAGGAGGUAAAGGCUGGGAGAAGUGAGGGCAUGGGAGCGUCCACUAUUGGAAGAAAAUCUUGACUCUCUUUGGAAAUGACUUUUCUUUGGAUGAUUCAUCUGGCCUCUUCCAAUUCACCUCUUGAAAAGUAAACUGCAAAGGGAUAAAUGUUUAACUGGAGAUUGUGCCAUCAUGGACUGCUUUGAGGGGACUCGACUUAUUCCUGUUGUGUUCUACCAAUGUUCGAUAUGAGGAUAAUCUGAUCUGAGAGUAUUAGAAGCAACUGUGAAAAUAUAUGCUAUGAAAUUAAAAAUCUGUUGUUUAGCUGUACCCCACAGCUUGUCCGCACCUGCUUUUGUUUGUGUUUUUGCAAUUUUCCAAACCGUAAAAAAAGGCAAAAGCAACCUUUAAAAUGGACUGUAAGUACAUUUCAAUUUUUAAUCAUCUGUCCCAUUAAAAUAUGAGUCACCGUUA
Messenger RNA from Sander lucioperca (pikeperch), 907 nucleotides. It is a transcript of the gene fmc1, whose product is annotated as formation of mitochondrial complex V assembly factor 1 homolog. Bases 114 to 479 code for a protein of 121 amino acids. NCBI's taxonomy places the organism in Eukaryota, Metazoa, Chordata, Actinopteri, Perciformes, Percidae. The record is from RefSeq and is a predicted model, not a curated record. The transcript is spliced from 2 exons. Gene Ontology annotation, cellular component: mitochondrion.